Paramecium primaurelia is the source of this 183-nucleotide messenger RNA. Lineage: Eukaryota; Ciliophora; Oligohymenophorea; Peniculida; Parameciidae. The record is from the annotation of a GenBank genome assembly.
AUGUUUGAUGAUGAUUUUGAUUUAGGGAAAUAAAUUGAUUUGGCCAAUGAAGUGAAAGAGAUGGAAGUGAAAGUAAAUACAUUGUAAGAGAAAUCGCAAUAAGACCGAUAUCUGGGUAAUCAUUUGAUGGAUCACUCUUAGAAUUCAGCGAAAUGGUAUUAAAUUCCUUUAAAAUGAUGGAGU